Lucilia cuprina (Australian sheep blowfly) is the source of this 2175-nucleotide messenger RNA. RefSeq lists its product as uncharacterized. NCBI's taxonomy places the organism in Eukaryota, Metazoa, Arthropoda, Insecta, Diptera, Calliphoridae. The record is from RefSeq and is a predicted model, not a curated record. Bases 1 to 2175 code for a protein of 724 amino acids. The transcript has 3 exons.
AUGUAUACUCUUGAGUCGUCAGCGGUGAAGACGAUUCAGUCCGAUGAGGAUGAAAAGGCUACUUCCAUUCUUGAAUCAACAUGUAAGUACAGAGAUGGUCGUUUUGAAAUUGGUUUGCCAUGGCGAAGUGGGAAAGUAAAUUUGCCUGAAAGUUAUAAUACAGCCUACAAACGUUCCAUAUGCCUUGAGAAGAAGAUGAGCAAAGACGUCAACCUAAGAACGAAAAUCGAAAAGGAAAUUAAAAAUUUGGUGGAUAAAGGCUAUGCAAGAAAACUUAAUGCAGAGGAUGUUGCUGUCAUGAAUGUGCCCGUAUGGUAUCUACCUAUAUUUGUAGUCAGUAAUCCGAACAAACCGCAUAGAAUUAGAAUGGUGUGGGACGCUGCAGCUAAGUCGAAUGGAGUUUCCCUGAAUGAUUUCCUACUAAGCGGUCCUGACUUAUUGACUCCAUUGAUUGAUGUCCUUCUAGCAUUCAGAAUUGGUCAAAUAGCGUUAUGCGGCGACAUUGCUGAAAUGUUUCAUCAAAUCCUGGUCAGGCAAGAGGACACCAAUGCGCAAAGAUUUCUUUGGUGGAAUGAAGAUGACGUUGACAGCCCUUCUAUUUAUGUGAUGAAUGCCUUAUCGUUUGGUCUGAACUGUGCGCCAUGUAUAGCCCACUUUGUUCGCAACAAGAAUGCUGAUAGAUUUGAGACGCAGUAUCCUAGAGCUGUCAAGGCCGUGAAGAGUCAUCAUUAUGUGGACGAUCUAAUCGAUAGCGUGGACAGUGAAGAAGAGGCUAAGAUUCUGGCAAAACAGGUUUCCGAAAUACACGAUUCCGCAGGCUUUAGGAUACGAAAUUGGUCAUCAAAUUCUAUAGCCGUUUUGGAAGAGUUAAACGGUCAAGGGAAUGUUUUGCAGGUCCCUAUUGAGCUGGGAACAACUGAGAAGGUUCUAGGUGUCUACUGGGACCCUACUAAAGAUGUCUUUAAAUUUAUGUACAAAUUUCCUAGAUUGCAACGAAAUAUUUUAAGUGAGCAGAUAGUUCCGACGAAGAGAGAAGUCUUGAAAGUGUUGAUGUCUAUUUAUGACCCUAUGGGGUUCGUAUCCUGCUACACAAUUGGUUUGAAAAUACUGCUGCAGACUAUUUGGCGAUCAGGUAUUGCCUGGGACGAUGAACUGCCUCCUGAUCUUAUUGUGAAAUGGCAACAAUGGAAGGAAAACUUACCCCUCAUUACUUCCCUAGAGGUCCCGCGGUGUUAUUCGCAUCAGUUGAAAGCUGCGGAAAACAUUCAACUACAUACUUUUGUCGAUGCUGGAGAGCUCGGAUAUUCCGCAAUAUGUUAUUUGAGAAUCCAAUGCAAUGAAGAUGUUUCCACCAUUAUCGUAAUGGCCAAAUCAAAGGUUGCACCAUUGAAGCCGGUAUCUAUACCAAGGUUGGAGCUACAGGCAGCUGUGCUGGGAAUUAGAUUAGCUCAGAAGAUAACCAAAAUUGAACGCAUACCGAUAAACUCGUGUUACUGGUGGUCUGAUUCUAAGACGGUACUCAGAUGGCUACGUAUGGACCCAAGAAAAAUGCAACAAUUUGUAAUGCACAGAGUCAGUGAGAUCCAAGAUGCAUCAGAGGUACAACAAUGGAAAUGGGUUCCAUCCAAAUUUAAUCCUGCUGACCUUGCAACUAAAGUUACUACUAAGGUUGAUACAUCGUUGUGGUUAAACGGCCCGGAUUUUCUGUUGGGUGAUGAGAAUGGUUGGCCGCAGUGUAACGACCUAGGUCCGCCAGAUAUGACGGAGGUUAGAAGCCAUGAUCUACACCUGCACACGAUGGUACAUACUGUAUCAUUGAAUACUGAAUAUUUCUCUGAUUGGAGACGUUUAUAUCGAGCACUCGCAACAUUCCUACUAUAUUUGGAGAAACUUAAAUCGAAAUGUGGAAAAACAGUGCAUCCAAAUGGAGUUACCUACGGGAUGAUUUGUGAAGCCAAAAGUAUAUUGUACAAAGAGGCACAGUCUGACGUUUAUUCAGACGAAAUAUGCUGUCUAAAAUUGGACGAUGAUGGUCUUUUGAAAGUUCGUGGACGAACUGAGCACCUUAGUUGCCAUAAGGAUGUUGUAGUUUUACCCAGGGAUCAUAAUGUAACCAUGUUACUUCCUGUAUUACAUUCCAAGACUACGAGUACUAUACCGCAAAGUACGGAAUAA